Moneuplotes crassus is the source of this 717-nucleotide messenger RNA. The record is from the annotation of a GenBank genome assembly. Lineage: Eukaryota; Ciliophora; Spirotrichea; Euplotida; Euplotidae.
GCAAAAAUGGAAGCAAAAGAAGAAACAAAGAAAGAACAAGAAGAAGUUAAAGGAGCUGACUUGGAUUACGGAGAUGAACCAGAAGGAGAAAACCCACUUAUUAAAAAGAUGAUCAAAAUCAUCCUCAAAGAGCGAGAAAUACCAGAAAUACUUCCAUAUGAAGAAGAAACUGUAUCUGAACUAGACACAAUAGUAAAAGAGCAAGAGGAAGCUGUCUCAGAGCAGGAAACGAGAACAGCAAAUGAAAAUUUCUUCGUAAUGAUUUACAAAACUGAAAUAGAGAGGUUGAAAUUCUUACUUAAAACAUAUCUCCGUACUCGUCUUUUCAAGAUCCAAAAAUACUACCUCUACAUUAUCAAGCAUGAGAAGGCAGAUUUGCUCAGUAAAGCAGAGUACAACUUUGUGGCUAAUUACUUUCUUUACAAAAGGAAUCAUUUCAAGGAAUGUUUCACAAAGGACCUGUACGACUCUCUGAACGAUUUCGUAGAAAUCAAGGAAGAAGACGCAGUCCCACACAAGAAUGCACCAGUGAGUGAGGACCUAGUCGUCCAGCCUUCCCUCAAGAGACCUGUGUUCAUCAAGAUGAACUGAGAUAUGCCAAGAGUUAACGACUUUGUGAUGGAGACGAAGGAAAACCUUAAGAUGGGAGAGAUUAUGCUCGUUCCAUACGACAACUGUAAAGAUUUGAUCGAGGCUAAUGUGGCAGAGAUCGUAUAA